Cinclus cinclus is the source of this 3522-nucleotide messenger RNA. RefSeq names its product poly(ADP-ribose) polymerase family member 10 (gene PARP10). Bases 44 to 3220 code for a protein of 1058 amino acids. NCBI's taxonomy places the organism in Eukaryota, Metazoa, Chordata, Aves, Passeriformes, Cinclidae. Gene Ontology annotation, biological process: negative regulation of gene expression. The record is from RefSeq and is a predicted model, not a curated record. Gene Ontology annotation, cellular component: cytoplasm; nucleus. Gene Ontology annotation, molecular function: NAD+ poly-ADP-ribosyltransferase activity; transcription corepressor activity. The transcript has 11 exons.
UCGGUUUCGGUUCUUGGCCGGGGCGGAGCCGCGCGGUGCCCGGAUGGCAGGGGGGGUGCUGGAGGUUCAGGGGGUCCCCCCCGACGCCCCCGAGGAGCUGCUGGUCCUGUACUUCGAGAGCCGGCGGCGGUCGGGGGGGGGGCCCGUGCAGAGCUGCCAGCGCCUUGGCCCCCUCCUCUUCCUCACCUUCGAGGACCCCCAAGACGCACAGAAUGUGCUGGCCCACGGCAGCCACCGGCUUGGGGGGGCCGAGCUGGGGGUGCGCCCGGCCCCCCCCUGGGACCCCACCCACCUGCUGCUGCACAGCCUCGAUCCCAAAAACCCCCCCGAGAACCUGGACGUACCCCUGGAGACCCUUCUGGGGGUCCCCCCUGGCACUGCCACCCUGUGCCAGGGCCCUGUGCCAGGCUGGAGCCUGCUGCACCUGCAGGAGCCCCUCACCCCCCCAGGUGGGAUUGGGGGCCAUGGGGGGGACGCGGGAGGGGAUUGGGAUGGUGGCAUUUCGGGGCGCGGGGGCGGUGGCACGGGCCGUGGGGUUGGCGACGUGCGCGGUGCCAGCGCCGCCCGUCCCGCAGAGCUGGCGUCGGCGGAGCAGCGUGCGCGGCAGCAGGGGCUGGCGCUGCUGCGGGUCCCACAGAGCCCCUCGGUGCUGGUGCGGGCACCGGGUCCGGUUCCGAGCCGGGACCUGCUCGAGCUCUACUUCGAGAACCGGCGCAGCGGAGGCGGCCGCGUCAGGGACGUGAGGCCGCUGCCAGGUGGGCGCGGGACCGUCGUCACCUUCCAGGAGCCGGCAGCCGCAGAGCGGGUGCUGCAGAGGCCACACCGGCUGCAGGACGCGGUGCUGGAGCUCGUCCCCCACUACCCCUUCCUGGAGCCGCUGCAGGGGAGCACGGACCUGCCCCUGGACACUGUCCCCACUCUGGACAGGGCCCGUUCUCCUGACACGGAGCUCCUGCUGCUCACGGAGCCCUCGCCGGACGCAGAUUGCCCGCCGGACACAGCCCCCAGCGUGGCACGCGCGAACGCCCCGCCGAGCGCGGCCGCCGCAGCGCAGCUGCCGGCGGCGCCGACGUCGCGCCCGGUGCCAGGGCAGCCGUCAGCCGUCGUCCCCAGUAGGGACAAGGACACUGAGGGGUUCGGGACCGCGCCCAGCCAGGCCCAGCACCCGGGGCCUGUGUCCGUGGGGGUCCCGGACUCGAUGUUGGCUGUGCUGGUGCAGGACGAGGUGCUGGUGCCGGCGGAGCCGGGAGCUCUGCGGUACCUGCAGCAGCACCACCAGGACGUGCUCGGCAGCAUCCCCGAAGUGUCCCUGCUGCUGCUGGAGGGGGAGGACAUCUCUGGGUUCCGGGUGAGUGGGGAGCCAGGCAAGUGCCAGGCAGUGGCGGAUUUCCUGCAGAGCCUGCUGGACUCGGUGGCCUCGCACCCCACAACGCUGCGCUUCCCUGGUGUUGCUCGCUUCCUGCGGGACCUGGCCGGGCAGAGCCUCCUCCAGCAGCUGGAGAGCCGCUUCCAGUGUGUCAUCCAGCUGGAAGGUGAACCCUGGAAUCCUCCAGAUCCCCAGCUGGAGCUGGAGGAGCUGCUGCCCCCAAGCAGCCACGGGGACUCCCGGUCACACUCCUGGCACCGGGACCUUCCCGAGGGCAACAACACCGCUGCUGACAAUGGUGAUGAUGAUGAUGGCUUUCAUUCCAACGCAGAGGAGAUCAAGGAGGUGAUGGCAGCGCUGCACCCGAGCAACGCCGGCGGCCGUGGCAGCCCCGAGCCGUGGCCUGGCACCGUCCCCGACGGCGAGUGGGACCCCAAGGAUGAGAUCCCUGGUGAGGACGGUGCCAGGGAUCUGCUGUCGGACACUAGGGUGGAGGAGGAGGUGCAGAUGGCCCUGGCCAUCCAGUACUCCAUGGACAACACGUGGUGCGAGGAGCAGGACCUGGCGCGUGCCACCGCUCUGUCCCUGCGCUCCUACAGCCGGGAGCAGCGGCAGGAGCAGGCCCAGGAGGACGCCGGGCUGCUGGCCGCGCUGGAAGCCUCGCUGGAGGAGGCGCUGCAGGCGGCAGACGCGGCGUGCGCGACGGUGUUCUGCUCCUUGGAGCAGGACGCCUCGACGGUGCAGCAGGAGCUGGAGCGGGCGCUGGCGGGGAAGCUGCGGGCGCGGGAGGUGGCGAGCGAGCGGCUGCGGGCGCUACCGGCCGCCGGGCGCUGUGCGCUGACCCUGCUGCGACGCCGGCACGCCGUGCAUGUCGUCCUGCGCGGCGACACCGCCACGCUGCACGGCUUCGCCGACUACGUGGGCCCUGCCGCCCGAGACCUCGCAUCGCUGCUGCAACGUCUGCCACAGUCGGGGCACGGUGCCACCGCUGCCACCACCACCGCGCAUUGGGUGCGCUGGGACCCCUCUGGCACCGCUGUCCCCUACGCCCCCGAGGCGGCGGCGCUGCUGGAGCGGGCCUGGUCGCACCAGGAGCGCCGGCUGGAUCUGGUGCUGGACGGGCGACCCUUCACCGUGGAUUUGGAGCGCAUGGAGGAGUUCGACAUCGGCAGCGCCCGUGCCGUGCCCGUCUGCCGCAGCCAGCCCCCGCUGGACAGCACCUGCUGCCCGCUCGGGCCAGAGGUGCUUGGGCUGGAGGAGGAGGUGAGGCUGAUGGCGCUGGCUGAGGACUCGGAGGAGUUCUGUGACACGGUGCAGCAUUUCUGCGGGACGCUGGAGGAGCUGCACAGCCAGCUCAGCGUCGUGCAGGUGCAGAAGCUGAUCCAUCCAGUGCUGUACAAGCAGUACCAGCUGAAGAAAGGCAGCGUGAAGCGUGCCUGUGCCGCCGGCACCGCCGUGGAGCGCGUCCUCUUCCAUGGCACCACCAAGGCCUCCAGCCGUGAGAUCUGCCUGCAUGGCUUCAACCGCAGCUUCUGUGGCAAGAACGCCACCCUCUACGGCCUCGGCGUGUACUUCGCGGCGCGUUCGGCCGUCUCGGCGCGGGACCGGUACUCGCCGCCCAGCGCCGACGGCACCAAGUUCAUCUUCAUGGCCAAGGUGCUGACCGGGGAGUUCACGGCCGGGAGGCCGGGGCUGAGGGCACCCCCACUGCGAGAGGGCUCCGGGGUCCCCCAGCGCUUCCACAGCGUCGUGGACGACACCCGGCAACCCGAAAUCUUCGUCAUCUUCAACGACACCCAGGCCUACCCGCAGUACCUCAUCACCUGCCGCAGCCUCCACGGGGGCCCCCUCUGAGCCCCCCAGCAGCGCCUCGGCUCCAAGGACCCCCUUUUAUCCCCCCUUUUUAUCCCUCCUUUUUAUUCCCCCUUUUAUCCCCCUGGCGUCCCCUGGCACCGGUGCCAUCGUGGGGGUUACGGUGUCGGGCCCUGCCAUCGGGACUUGGUGUGCCAGGGAGGUUCCUGCCCUGCCCAGGAGCUCAGAGUGGGGGGAUCCUCACUUGGGGACACUCCUGGGCACCCUUGUGCCAGGGCAGGAGGUGGAAAGGAGGACUUGGGGUCACCUGUGUGACACCAGUGAAAUUUGGAAUAAAAUUUCGA